ACGAACGCUUCUAUAGCAAACACGACACUCAGAAACAUGGCUGACAUGACGCGAAUAGUGCCGAUCACACACAAUAUGCUGGUCGCGAGCAGUAAUGGCGCGUCAGUGGAGCUGCCACGAGCACCGACAAGCAAGACGGAAUUGGGCGCAAAGCCUCAAACGGCACAUGUCUUGCCGACACCCUCGCGCCUCUUGCAACUUCCAGCAGAGUUGAGAAACCGCAUCUAUCGGCUCGUGUUGCACACAGCGGGAGAAGAAGAUCGCAUCAUUGUCACAGAGUUUGGCCACGAGCGGCCGGCGCUGCUGCAGACAUGUAAGAAGAUCCGAAAUGAAGCUCUCAAGAUAUACUACUACGAAAACUCCUUCCGCAUCGACAUGAACUCCUACGACUCCGCUCUCUUGGCAAGAUUCACGCGCAAACUACGAGACCUGGGCCUGGAGACCCACAGCGCCAAGCCAGCGAAGGAAUACGUCGAGUGCUAUCUACGUUAUGGUGACCGCGAACCGAACUGGGCCAACUUACUGCAGUGGAUGAAGUUCGUGCACAGUGGACUUGUCCCUCCUAGGAAGCUCACGCCUGCUGAGCGAUGGGCUUCGGGCCGGCAUAGCACAGUGCGAAUUGUGAUUUCGUCGAUGAACAAUAUGGUAAGGUGUCUUGCGGAUAGGCCCUGGGAAGAAGUGAAGAAGCUAUUGGAAGAUCAGAGAGUGGUGCUUGCUACUACGAACGCAAGGUGGAUGGAUGACUGAGGUGCGCAUUGUGAAGCUGCUCCAGUGCCCGAUCAGCAGGAGCUAUUACCCCGAACGGGUCUUUGCGGCGAAGCAGUAUCCGGACUUGAAGCUGAGAACUGGAGGAUCUCCUCUCGUUGUGGGAGAGGCAUACUUUUUGACACGUGUUUCGAGUGGAAGCCAAACCGGACCGAGCUUGGACGAGAAGCCGGCGUGUUCAACAUGUGUCCGUGUCAGAACGCGCAUGCAGGGUGACCCAGUCGUCACUGGAUAUUGGCGAAUACGGUGGACCGUGACGGAGCAGAGGAAAGCAUCAAAACGCGCAAGUUCUUGCAGAAUAUGGCAACUAGUGCGAGGAGAUCAUUGAUCAAACUUGUGGUCACAGAGACUUCAGCCCGCGCCGAACAUCCGUACCUC
This is a messenger RNA of Cercospora beticola, 1143 nucleotides long. RefSeq lists its product as uncharacterized. NCBI's taxonomy places the organism in Eukaryota, Fungi, Ascomycota, Dothideomycetes, Mycosphaerellales, Mycosphaerellaceae. The record is from RefSeq and is a predicted model, not a curated record.